Messenger RNA from Strongylus vulgaris, 588 nucleotides. NCBI's taxonomy places the organism in Eukaryota, Metazoa, Nematoda, Chromadorea, Rhabditida, Strongylidae. The record is from the annotation of a GenBank genome assembly.
AUGGGUUCAUGCGAGUCCGUAGAAUCAAAAGCUUCUCGUGAGGCUGCAAUUAUUUCGAAGAAAAUUGACAAAGAUUUGGAGCGAAAAAGCAAUGGUAACAUGGAACAGAAGUUGUUGUUACUUGGUCCAGGCGAAAGUGGGAAAAGCACCUGUCUAAAACAACUGAAGAUAAUGCAUGCUAAUGGAUACUCAGAACAGGAGAUACAGGAGAAAAAAUUUGUUGUUUAUAUGAAUAUUGUACAGUCAAUGGCAGCACUACUAGAUGCUAUGGAAACGCUCGGUGUUCCGUUUGACAACAACUCUAUGGAGGCACUGCGCCAGGUGGUGGCUAUGGCUACGAUUCACGGAAAGCUUGUUCGCAAAGUUUACGCGUCCGGUUGUGAAUUCAUUGACUGGGGUCCAGAACUGCGUUCAGCUGUGCGAGAACUAUGGGCAGAUGGUGGCGUUAGAAAAACUUUUUUCAAUGAUUUGGAUCGGAUCUCUAAGAAGAACUAUAAACCUUCAAUACAAGACAUACUUCACACAAGAGUGCCAACUUCGGGUGUUGUACAGUUCUAUUUUACUAUGAAAGGAAUCAAUUUUGAGUGA